AUGGCAGCCACUCUUACAGCAAUCCAUGUUAUCUGCAUCACUUAUCUGGUGGCAGUGAGAGGGGUGAUGGGGAGACUCUGUGAAGAAAAAGGAGAGUGCGGUCUGAAUGGAAUUUGCAAACUGGAUGGAGAUUCAUCCACUUGCAUUUGUCCUCCCGGAUUUCACUUAAUUGACACCAAAAAUGCUUCAAAAGGAUGCUUGCCAAACACUUCUCCGCAGCUGAACAAGUGCGGAGUAACCGCAACAAUGGAGUCGGUUGGGCACUAUGAUUGGUCAGGAAAUGAUUAUAAAAACUUAAACCCUAUCAACGAAACAGCGUGCGUGCAGGCAUGCCUGGAGGAUUGCUUUUGCACAGUGGCUAUCUACGCCAUUAUGGACAGCGUAGGGAACUGCUGGAAGAAGGCCUUGCCAUUGAUAGAUGGGAGAGCAAGCGGUACCAGAAGUGGGUAUAUAAAAGUGUAUGAAGAAUCCAGCCCUAAGCCACGAGGGAAAAAACGAGGGAUGGCGCUUGCAGCCGUUGGAAUAAGCCUGGUGGGCUUCUGCGUGGUCGUUGCAGCACUUUUCUUGGUGAUUUGGUUGUGCGUAUGGCGUCCCAAGCUUAGAUUUUUGCAGGAGGUGCAAACGUUUAAUUCUGAGGGGUUAAAAGCGUUUAGUUAUCGCGAGAUAGAAGUCGCCACUCAAGGCUUCAAACAAGUUCUGGGAAGGGGGGCCUUUGGAAAGGUUUACAAGGGCGUUUUACCUGAUGGAAGGCCAGUUGCUGUGAAGAUGCUCGAAAACGAUCUGAAACAAGGCGAUGAGGCUCACGUUGGCGAAAAGGAGUUCAGAACAGAGAUGAUCGCCAUUGGUUCAAGUCAUCACAAAAAUCUGGUUCAACUGUACGGAUUCUGUAACCAGGGUUCCAAAAGAAUUCUGGUGUAUGAGUACAUGCCCAAUGGAUCUCUCGAUAGGGUGUUGUUUCAUGGUGAAACUCAUCUUGAUUGGGAGCUGCGUGUUAAUAUUGCUCUAGGGACGGCCCGAGGGAUCUUGUAUUUGCACGAGGAGUGUAGAUACCAUAUACUCCAUUGUGAUGUAAAGCCUCAAAAUAUCCUGCUAGACGAAGGUUUUAAUUCUAAGUUAUCUGAUUUUGGCAUAGCCAAAUUGGUUGGAGCAGAUCAGACAUGGACGUUUACAGCAGCCCGUGGAACUAUAGGGUAUAUGGCGCCCGAGUGGCAGAGGGGCAUGGCAAUUACUGUAAAAGUAGAUGUGUAUAGUUUUGGAGUUAUGUUACUGGAAAUCAUUUGUUGCAGGAAAAUGGCCAAGGAAGAUGUUCCAGAAAAUGAGAACAUCCUGUCUGACUGGGCGUACGAUUGCUUGAAAGAUGGAGGGCUUGUAAAGUUAGUGGAGCAGCAGCAGACAAGUGGUAUAAAUCCAAGACAGCUGGAACGAAUGGUGUUGGUGAGUCUGUGGUGCAUUCAAGAUGACCCAUCUCUGAGACCCUCCAUGAAAAGGGUUGUUCAGCUGUUGGAAGGAACCCUGGAGAUUCCCGUGCCACCGCGUCCAGGGUUUUCUUCACAGAUUUCCCUCUCGUCCAACAUUGGUUUUUGA
Molecule: messenger RNA, 1584 nt
Organism: Cryptomeria japonica (Japanese cedar)
Lineage: Eukaryota; Viridiplantae; Streptophyta; Pinopsida; Cupressales; Cupressaceae
Product: G-type lectin S-receptor-like serine/threonine-protein kinase LECRK3
Exons: 1
Coding region: 1-1584 (527 amino acids)
Biological process (GO): protein phosphorylation
Molecular function (GO): ATP binding; protein kinase activity
Source: RefSeq, a predicted model, not a curated record